Leptosia nina is the source of this 1488-nucleotide messenger RNA. Lineage: Eukaryota; Metazoa; Arthropoda; Insecta; Lepidoptera; Pieridae. The record is from the annotation of a GenBank genome assembly.
AUGACGGAAGAUCAAGAUGCAAAAGAUUCACAUUCGGACUCUGGCAGCAAAACAUUCGUCAACAAAAAUAAAGAUAAAAAGGCGAAACCACAUCGACCACUGACAAAAAUAAUAUUAAGACGGCUACCGUCUUCUAUGACAGAGGAAGCGUUUCUUGAGCAGGUGUCGCCAAUUCCUGAACAUGACUACUUCUACUUUGCUAAACCAGACUCUUCACUUGGGAACAAUCUUUAUUCAAGAGCUUACAUAAACUUUGUGAAUGUUGACGAUAUAUAUCUCUUUAGAGAUAAAUUUGAUGGGUAUGUUUUUCUGGAUGAAAAAGGUGUUGAGCAUGUAGGUAUAGUGGAGUAUGCACCAUUUCAAAGAAUACCUAAGAAAAAGAAGAAGAAGGACCCUAAAUGUGGAACAUUGGAGAGUGACCCCAUUUAUCAGGAAUUUUUAGAAAACCUAAACAAAGAUCAAGAGGUUGACAAUCAGCCCAAACUGGAGUAUUCUUAUCCUGUAAAUGAUGGCAAUGAUAAGAAAGUUCAAACAACGCCGUUGCUUGAGUAUCUAGCGGCCCGGAAACAAGACAAGAGAGGAAGGGAUGAACGACGCAGGAGAGAAAAUGACAAACGAAAAAUGAGAAUUGAAAGGAAAUCUAAAGAUUGUUCUAUCAGGGAAGAAGAUACAAUUGAGGGUGAUGUUAAGAAAAUUAAACCGAGGGAGUGGGACAAAGACAAGUCUAACAAUGAAUUAAAGGAUGAUAGUGAUGUUUAUGAAACAAGAUCUUACAAAGAUCGCAAGAUAGGUUAUGGGUCUGGUCUUGACAGAAAGAAAAGACUGGAUGACAAAAAAGGUUACAAAGAUGAUGAAGAUUUCGAAGAAGCCGACGCAAAGAAGGAUAAGAGCGAAAAGUCGUCAGAAUCACCUCGCGACCAGAAAAUCAAAAAAUAUAGUGAUACAAGGAAAGAAAAAAACAAGGUAGCUGAUGGAAAAUCAGAUAAGCAAUCAGCUAUAAACAAAAUGAUGUCAGAAAAACUCAAGUCAAUGAAUCAUGAUGACAUAAAGCCAUUCACUCAGCUGCCUCAAGUGAAAACUGAGGAUUUAACUAAACUUCUUGAAAGCAAGUGGAAGGGUGAAGAGUCAAAAUCAUUAAAAGACUCCAAUGAUGAUGUUUUCACCAAUAGAAAAGAAAAUGAAAAAGCAAGCAAUACUAAAAUAAGAAGAAAUAGUCUAGAACCUGGUGAUCUUGCAUCGCCAGACGAAUGUAUGCUUGAAAAGCAGAUAUCUUAUGAGGACAGAAGUAAGUCUAUAGAGAGAGAAGAUUCUGAGGAAAAAGAGAAGAGUGAAAGUAGCGAACGCCGUACAGAGAAGAGAAUCAGGAAUAAGGAUCGGCCUAGCCUUGUAAUUUACCAGCCAGGAAUGGGAAAAUUCAGUAAACAGCGCAUAGCGAAAGACGCCGCACCCGCUAAGACGGUGAACGAAAGCGAAAAAAAGGACACUUGA